GUUUAACAAUCAUCCUCAUGAUUGACGCAGUAUAAUAGUAUGUAAAGUAUAUUUAAUAUCAUAUAAGAAAUAAAUAAUUAUUUACUAGUUACAUACAUAAUGUUACAGUGCUGUUUUGCAUGUAAUUAUAUAGAACAAAGAUCAAAAUAUAAUGUUAUAAUAAGAUUAAUUAGAUUCUUUUGUUCACUACUACCGCUGUCGCUAACUAUAGUAUACCGUAAUAAUAGUAGUAGUGUGGGCUAUCACGUUCACUUGAUAACCUCUCUCUCUAUGUGGAAUUUUGGAAGGUUUUAUGAUUUAAGGCCGUUCGCUCGCUAUCUUUUGUUCGAAGCGUGUGUGACUUCAGCGACAAGUAUGGACAAAAUAUGAACUACGAAUACAAGCGAGGAACGCUGUCCCUUCGUCAUGCAUCUAUCGCAUCGGUGUAUAAGCUUGUAUCGUUUAUUUCCCUCUCACGCGUACAUAACAAUUGCUUUCGUGUGAAUUUCAUAGAAAAAAAUGAAAGUUUUCGUAUGUAUACUUUCUUUAAUGGUAUAGAGUGCGUCUCGCUGUGAUCCGUGCUAGAUACGACGUCAGUACGCAUUUGUUUCACGAUAAAGAAUAAUAAAUAUAAUUAACACGUAUGAUAAUUGAUAUAUAAAUUUGCGGAUUUAACGAAAUUAGUUUUUCUAUAUCAUAUCUAUUUACUUGUACAAGCAUUAUCGGCAAUGUAAAGUUUCAGUACUUUAUCGUUUAGUCAGAAUUAAAUUGAAAGAAUUUUGAAAAUACAUUGAAGAAAUAUGCAAGCAUUUGCUCGGUAGUACUUGCGUUGCUGCGUAGUACUAUUGUUUAAAUAUUAGUUUAUUGUAAUUCGUGUACAUUAGAGACUUUAGAAAUGAUUAUCGAAAGUAUUAAUUUAUAAGUUUUUACAUUUAUAAGGGGAUAGUCACGCGUCGAAAUACAAGAGAAAACUAUAUCUUGGACUAAUCGUCAAAGUUAAUGAAAAGAUCGUAUGUGUCGAUAUUAAAGAAGGCCAAGAAAUCUCGUGACGAAAAUUUUUAACUAUUGAAAUUAUUUUAAGUUUUUAACAAUCUAAGUGACAUUGGACAAGAAAGUCUUUUUUUUGCCAUAGAAUCAUCUGUCCAAAGAGUGACCGCAGCUUUUCCAUGCGAGCAUUGUAAGACGCAUUUCUUGAAGCGUCAGUUAUUUACGUACGCUUCAUCGAAAAUCAGUAGUAGGGUUAUGAGCUUCUUCUCUUUUGCCGCAAAUUUCGAGAGAGCGUUGCACUAUACAACUUUUUCUACACGAAAAAUGUCAAAAACAAAAUUUAAACAUUUGAUCGGGCGUUUUAUUCUUGACCCAUUUUUAUGGGCAAAGUCUAAUUUUAAAAACGAAGGUUUUUGAACGAGAACAUGGCCUUUUGAAAUUGUUGGAAAAACUUCAUUUUCGUACAUAAACCAUUUUUAGGAAGAAAUGCAAUUUUUGUUGACCGAUUCACAUUUAUUGUAUGAUCUUCCUUUAUGUGGCAUAUAAGUUUUUCAUCCUGUUUUCCAGAUGUAUUAAUACUUUUACUACGUACAAAAAAAUUUCUGUCACACGCUAAUUCGAUUGUCGAAUUACCCGGGAGAGGGGACUAUGAUCUAAAGCUUGCUUGUAAACCGAUUCAAUAAGCGAUUUAAUGAUAACAGUGCUUACCUAUCCGCCCUUCUAGUUGAUAUUUCAUCCAUGUCUGUCGCAGAAGUCGCAUGUGCGAAAAGUGAUAAACCGACUUUAGUUGUCGUCAAGCGAAACUGAAAAUUUUCUAUAAUUUCUUCUGUCAUAGAUUCUAUAAAUUAUAUUUAUUUAUUGAAUUUAUGAAAAUACCAAUAUGUGCGACGAAGAUGUAAUACGCAGAAGAUUACUCAUAGAUGGGGAUGGUACUGGAGAUGACCGUCGAAUAAAUAUGUUGUUAAAGUCAUUUAUAAAAUGGAUAAACAGUCCUGACGCCGACAACACAUUACACGAGAGAAUGCUGUCGCAACUUGCCCAGUGUGAAUUUGCGCAGAGAAAAUCUAGGCUGGUUUCAAACAUGAGCCAAGAAGAAUUGAAGAGUUAUAGUAAUUUAUCGAAUGAAAUCGAAAUACAAAUAGAAGAAGCCAAAAAAGAAAUAGAAAAGACAAAAGUAGAAUUGCACGAAGCUAAACGUGUAAGAAAAAAUAGAAUAGAGUAUGACGUAUUGGCAAAGGUUAUUAACGAACAACCGGAUAGAUUGGAAACCAAUGAGAAACUUGCUACGCUACGUCAAGAAUUGGGAAAUCUGAAGGAAAAAUCUGAACAAUUGGAGCACAAAUUAGAAAUGCGAAGAAAACAGUUUCACGUUCUGAUAUCCUCUAUACAUUCUUUGCAAGGAAUGUUAGACGAAUGCGACGAAGAAAUAAUGGAUAUUAGUUUAGAAAAUUAUGAAGAUACCGAUACAACUUCUAUGGAAAUGUCUUUACUAGUUUUAGGUACAUGUCUGAUAGUUAAGGAUAAUCUUGUACCUCUUUCUAAUACCUGCCCUUCGUUAUAUUCUAACGCGCACAUAUUCAUAUUUUUGAUUAUUCCCUUUGAAAUAGUAUCGGUACAAGUUUCCGCAAUAGCAUGUUGGGGAAAAUUGAUGCGCACACGUAUAAACACUUUCCUCCUCCUCCUCCACCUGCUCCUCCUCCUCUUACGAAGCACGUACGAAGAAGUAGCGCGCGCGCGCGCCCGCGCAGAGUCACAUACGUAUUACCUGGUAUAUCCAAGCGAAAGACGCACGAUGGCCAGCGAAACGGACGAAAAUAUUGUAAGCGUCGUACUUAAAGAGGAACCUGGAGAUAGAUUCGAUCCGGACUACAUGGAGGAUAUAUGCUCUGGUACUUUCGAGAAGGUAUUUUUACCUAUCGAAAACAGUGAAGUGGAUUUUUCCAAUGAGAUGGUAAAACUCGAGUUGGAAGGAGAAACGAGCGGACAUCCAAAUUGGACGGCACAGAUCACGGCUACUAAUCUUUGCGAGAAAGAAGAUGGCAUACCGCAUAGGUGUUUAAGUGCAGCGGACUUUAUGCAAGCUCAAGACGUUGAAAAACAUCCUGUAUUUUGUGCUAACGGACAGCAGCCCAAAUUUUAUAAGAUUCAAUGUUCCAUCUGCAAGAAAUGGUUUCUUAACAACGAUUCUAUGGUCACGCAUUUGAGAAUGCAUUGUAACGGGAAUCAGUGCGAGGUUUGUCAGCAAAACUUUCAAGACAGUUCCAGCUUGCAUGCGCAUAUGUUAACACACGUCGGUAUGAGUCCACUGGAGUGCAAUGUUUGUCAGAAGAGAUUUGCUUAUAAGUGGUGCUUAAGAAAUCAUAUGCAAAUGCAUUCGAUAGAUAAACCAUAUGACUGUGAUGCUUUGCAACAGGGAUUUAUGAAAAAGCCUGAAGGUAACGACGAGCAGUCGUUGAAUACAGGAGAAAGACCCUUCGAGUGUGACGUAUGCCACGCUACGUUCCGAGAAAAAGGAAAUUUGAAUCGACACAUGCUGAUUCACACCGGUGAGAGGCCCUACAAAUGCGAGAUAUGCUAUGCGGCGUUCAGGGAGAAGGCUAAAUUAAAUAUUCAUAUGCCCAUUCACACGGGCAUGAAGCAGUUCAAAUGUACCAUGUGUCAUAGAUCGUUCGCCCAAAAAACUGCUCUGAACAAUCAUAUGCUGGCGCAUAGCGGGGAAAAGCCGCACGCCUGUAAUAUUUGUGAGAAAACGUACAAGAGGAAAUCGGAAUUGAUCAGGCAUACGAUGGUCCAUACCGGCGAACGACCGUACGAAUGUAAAGAGUGCCUAAUGACGUUUAGGGAAAAGGCUAAGCUAAAUUCUCAUAUGUUGGUUCACACCGGCGAGAAACCCCACGAAUGUCAUAUAUGCCACAAAGCGUGUGCGCGUAAGUCCGAUUUGAACAGUCACAUGUUAUUACAUACCGGCGGGCAAUACGAUUGCAAGGUUUGCGAUAAAAUUUUCACGCGAAAGUCCGAUCUUAAUAGACACACUUUGAUACAUACGGGCGAAAAGCCAUUUGCCUGCGAUCUCUGCGACAUGGCGUUCAGAGAAAAAACGAGAUUAAAUUCUCAUAUGCUGAUACAUACCGGUGAUAAAAGGCACGCAUGCCAUAUUUGUCAGAAAACGUUUAAAGAAAAGUCGUCGUUGAGAAAGCACAUGUUAAGUCAUACGGGCGAUAGACCCUACGAAUGUUACGUAUGUCACAAGGCGUUUACGCAAAAAACUACUUUGAACAGUCACAUUUUGAUACACGCCGGGGAAAGGCCUUACGAGUGCAGUACUUGUCAGAAAAUUUUUAAGGACAAAGCUGCGUUGAAGAGCAUUUAUCGAUGCAUAUCAAUGAAAAAAAUCACGAAUGUUUGAUUUGCUUAAAAAAAUUUAGUCAUAAGGCCGCAUUGAACAGUCACCUGUCGACCAAUCAUACAUCUUAAUCCGUGAAGAUCUAGUCCGAUUUUUCUUUACAUCGAGCGCGCAUCGUAUGCUUCUAUGCACCGUGCCCACCACGGUCUCGUACAAAAAGACAUUACGUACUUUAUUACUUUCUCUCGCACACUAUUUUUUUUUUUUUCCCCUUGUAUUUACCGUGCAGAAAUAAAUUCAUUUUCAAAUUAUUUUUAUAUCCGCUACAUUGGACAUCCGUAAUGGAGAAUUUAAUGGACGAACGAUGUGUCCUUUUCGUUUCCUUUAAAUAUAUAUCAUUUGAAUAUUUUAUCAUCAAUUGACUUUUAUUGCAAUGCGUAAUGCGAGAUGUAGGGAUGUCGCGAGAUCUUUACUUGGAUACAAUUUAAUUACAAUCCAUCGAUUUAUAAGGAACAAUUAUUAUUCCGAUGUGAUGUGUAUUGAAUGAUAAAAGAAAACGUAAAAGAGUACAAUGAAAUGUAUAUUCUAUGUAAAGUUCAAAAUAAUGAGUAUGCAAAUUACGAGGGGGUCAAUAAUAUUACAAUUAUCGUGCGAAUAUGAUAUUUGUCGGGAAUAUGUCGAGGAACCUUUUUUCUUUUCUUUUCUUUUCUUUUCUUUUCUUUUUUUUUCUUUUUCUUUUUCUUUUUUUUUUUCUUUUCUUUUCUUUUUCACGCGCCCUUUCUAGCAUAGUCAUAUUAUGCUAUCGAGUUUUAUUAUACCAUAUUGAAUAUUUGACUGUGAUGUUGAGCCAUCCUUGCUCGAUGGUCCUUUAAGAAUGAAAAUCGAAACGAUUACGACGAAAGAUUUUCCUUUUACGAAACACGAUACAUAUAUCCGAAUGGAGUAAUAUCUUUAUAUGAAGAAGAAAGUAAAAGAAAAGAAAAAAUAAGAGACUGUGGCAAAAAUAUUAUACUUUACUCAUUCCUUCGUUCUGUACACGAUAAAUAUAAUAUAAAUAUAAGUGUUGAUAACUGUA
This is a messenger RNA of Vespa mandarinia (Asian giant hornet), 5384 nucleotides long. RefSeq names its product THO complex subunit 7 (gene thoc7). The record is from RefSeq and is a predicted model, not a curated record. Gene Ontology annotation, biological process: mRNA export from nucleus; mRNA processing. Lineage: Eukaryota; Metazoa; Arthropoda; Insecta; Hymenoptera; Vespidae. Gene Ontology annotation, cellular component: THO complex part of transcription export complex.